Molecule: messenger RNA, 5094 nt
Organism: Cavia porcellus (domestic guinea pig)
Lineage: Eukaryota; Metazoa; Chordata; Mammalia; Rodentia; Caviidae
Gene: Stat4
Product: signal transducer and activator of transcription 4
Exons: 24
Coding region: 259-2505 (748 amino acids)
Biological process (GO): defense response; regulation of cell population proliferation; cytokine-mediated signaling pathway
Molecular function (GO): DNA-binding transcription factor activity, RNA polymerase II-specific; RNA polymerase II cis-regulatory region sequence-specific DNA binding
Source: RefSeq, a predicted model, not a curated record
CCGGUGAGGGCGUGGCCGGGAGGGCGGAGGGCACAGGCGCCCCGCGGGCUUGCACCCCGCUGCUGUCACCCCGGACGGGCGCUGGGAAGACCCGAGUAAAGUCCCAGAGACUCUGACGCUGACGCACAGGAAAGCCUCAAGUGGGAGGAGAAAUGCAAAUCCCCGGGCCAGGCCGGGCGAGGGCGCGGCAUUGGGGUCCGGGCGAGGGAGGCGACUGGACUGGGGCCUGAGCUCCGGACGGGCUCGGGAGCAGCCAGCAUGGCUCAGUGGAAUCAAGUCCAACAGUUAGAGAUGAAGUUUUUGGAACAAGUAGAUCAAUUCUAUGAUGACAACUUUCCGAUGGAAAUACGACAUCUGCUGGCCCAGUGGAUUGAAAAUCAAGACUGGGAGGCAGCUUCUAACAAUGAAACCAUGGCAACAAUUCUUCUUCAAAACUUGUUAAUACAGCUGGAUGAACAGUUAGGUCGUGUUUCAAAAGAGAAAAACCUGCUCUUGAUACACAAUCUAAAAAGAAUUAGGAAAGUGCUUCAGGGAAAAUUUCACGGAAAUCCAAUGCAUGUAGCUGUGGUUAUUUCUAAUUGUUUAAGGGAAGAAAGGAGAAUAUUGGCCACAGCCAACAUGCCCGUGCAGGGACCCCUGGAGAAAUCCUUACAGAGUUCUUCAGUUUCAGAAAGACAGAGGAACGUGGAGCACAAAGUGGCCGCCAUCAAAAACAGCGUCCAGAUGACAGAACAAGACACGAAAUACUUAGAGGACCUGCAAGAUGAAUUUGACUACAGAUAUAAAACAAUUCAGACUAUGGAUCAGGGAGACAAGAACAGCGUCCUCAUGAAUCAGGAAGUGUUGACACUGCAGGAAAUGCUCAACAGCCUGGACUUCAAGAGAAAGGAGGCUCUCGGUAAGAUGACGCAGAUAGUGAAUGAGACAGACCUACUGGCGAGCAGCAUGCUGAUGGAGGAGCUGCAGGAGUGGAAGCGGCGGCAGCAGAUUGCCUGCAUCGGGGGUCCGCUCCAUAAUGGGCUCGACCAGCUUCAGAACUGCUUUACCCUACUGGCAGAAAGUCUUUUCCAACUCAGAAGGCAACUGGAGAAAUUGGAGGAGCAAUCUACCAAAAUGACGUAUGAUGGUGACCCUAUCCCAGUGCAAAGAGCUCACCUGCUGGAAAGAGUUACCUUCUUGAUCUACAACCUUUUCAAGAACUCCUUUGUGGUGGAGCGACAGCCCUGCAUGCCAACCCACCCGCAGAGGCCGCUGGUGCUUAAGACCCUCAUUCAGUUCACGGUGAAGCUAAGACUACUGAUAAAAUUGCCAGAACUAAACUAUCAGGUGAAGGUUAAAGCAUCCAUUGACAAGAAUGCUUCAACUCUAAGUAAUCGAAGAUUUGUCCUUUGUGGAACUCAUGUCAAAGCCAUGUCCAUUGAAGAGUCUUCUAACGGAAGCCUCUCCGUAGAGUUUAGACACUUGCAACCAAAAGAAAUGAAGUCCAGUGCUGGAAGCAAAGGAAAUGAGGGCUGUCACGUGGUGACCGAGGAGCUUCAUUCCAUAUCCUUCGAGACCCAGAUUUGCCUCUAUGGCCUAACCAUCGAAUUGGAGACCAGCUCAUUACCCGUGGUGAUGAUUUCCAAUGUCAGUCAGCUACCGAACGCUUGGGCGUCCAUCAUGUGGUACAACGUGUCGACCAGCGACUCCCAGAACUUGGUUUUCUUUAAUAACCCUCCACCUGCCACUUUGAGCCAACUGCUGGAGGUCCUGAGCUGGCAGUUUUCAUCCUACGUCGGUCGUGGUCUUAAUUCAGAUCAACUCAGCAUGCUGGCCGAGAAGCUUACAGUGCAAUCAAGCUACAGCGAUGGUCAUCUCAGCUGGGCCAAGUUCUGCAAGGAGCACUUACCUGGUAAACCAUUUACCUUUUGGACAUGGCUCGAAGCAAUACUGGAUCUAAUUAAGAAACACAUUCUUCCCCUUUGGAUUGAUGGGUACGUCAUGGGCUUUGUCAGCAAAGAAAAGGAGCGGCAGCUGCUCAAGGAUAAAAUGCCUGGGACUUUUUUAUUAAGAUUCAGUGAAAGCCAUCUUGGAGGCAUAACUUUCACCUGGGUGGACCAUUCUGAGAACGGAGAAGUGAGGUUCCACUCCGUAGAACCUUACAACAAAGGCCGGCUGUCUGCUCUGCCGUUCGCUGACAUUCUUCGAGACUACAAGGUCAUUAUGGCUGAAAACAUUCCAGAAAACCCUCUCAAGUACCUAUAUCCUGACAUUCCCAAAGACAAAGCCUUCGGAAAACACUACAGCUCCCAGCCAUGCGAAGUUUCCAGACCGACAGAAAGGGGAGACAAAGGUUAUGUCCCUUCAGUUUUCAUUCCCAUUUCCACAAUCCGAAGCGAUUCCACCGAGCCAGCGUCCCCCUCAGACCUCCUCCCCAUGUCUCCAAGCGUAUAUGCAGUGCUGAGAGAAAACCUGAGUCCUGCAACCAUCGAAACUGCUAUGAAAUCACCGUAUUCCGCUGAUUGACCGGAUAAACCCUGACACGCCAAAGGAAGCAAAUAAAAAGUUCAGAGACUGUUCUUUACCAAAGAUAACAUCUUAUGCCUUCGGUUUUGUAAAUACUGGUUUCAGGGAAAUGGCAGGAUCUGACUCAUCCACUCCCUGGCCUGACACCCCAAAGGGAAGGGUUUGCAACUGCAAUGCAAAAACCAAGCUGCAGGUCAGCCCACAAGACUCGACACCUUAAGAAACCAGCAUUUGUAACAAUAUAAUAUUAACAAAAUACAGUGCUCGUGUGUGUGGGGGGGGGUUUUUUUGAUUUUUCUGAUUUUGUUUCUCAUGCGCUACUUAUGAUUUGGUUGUGGACAGUGUAAGUGUUAACAUUUUAGGGUAAGUUUAGAAAAAGAGAUGCCUAUUUUACUCCAAGCCAGCACGAAGGCCAGGGAGGCCAAAUCAGAGCCCUCACCUGGAUCCAGGAUGGGCCUCAGGAUGAGGGUCCAGCAGUGGUGUCUCACAGGCCCAAGGCUGAACUGUGAAGCCUCUUCAAUUAGCUGCUCCAUGCUGUCCCAGCUGUGGGUCUCACAGCUGCUGGUGCCACCCAGGGCGCCUGUCUUGCUGAGGAAUGGGAUCCAAGGCCACUCCUAGUGGCAUCUUCAAUUGCAUGACAUUCCAGGCCCUGAAAGCAGACACCAGGGUAAGAAUCUCAUAAAAUGAGGCUGGGAGAAUAACAGCCCUGGCCUUGGGUGGCUGAUUUCAUCUCUGGGUGGUGUGUUCUCCAUUUCUAAGAAAGACUGAACUAGAGGGACCAGCAGUCCUUUCCAGUUCCACCAGUUUCUGCUCCCCAGAAUUUAACCUGAGGCUGCAGAAAAGCUGAGAAGUCCUUUGGUCUUCCACGCUUUGCAGGAUAGAAAUCCAUGUGGUCUGCCUUGGCCCCUGCCUUACUGUGACUAGAUGCUUAGUGACACCACUGCCCAGCUACUCACCUCAGUAGCAGUGUGAGAGCCCCAAUGCCAAGACCUGGGGAUUCCCUCUGUGGAGCCCAAGGGAAGCUGCUGAGCCAGGAGAGGAAAUUACACCACUGAGGCAUCAUCCAUGACCAACUGCACAACCCUCAAACUGCUUUCCAAUGUGAGCCUCAACUGUGGGGUCAGAGACCCCAGUGUGCUCUAAAGGGCUCCUCUCUCCUUCCACCCACCUCCUGGCCCCCAGGCAAACUCACCAGGCAUAGACUCACAUUUGUCCUGAUUUAUAUCUAGAUCCCUCCUCCCAAAGCCUCAUGAUGAUCAAAGGCUUUGGGAAGCUAAUUGGGUUCUGUGGGUUUAUGACUUUCUUUACAAGAUGGGGUCGGGACAGAAGUGCUGGGUCACUGUGGGCUUAGCCUGGAAAGGUAAAUCACCCUGCUGGGACCCUCCCUUCCCUCUCUGCUUCCUGUCCACCAUGCCAUGAGCAGUUCUUCUCCAGACCCCUCUGCCAUGCUGUCCUGCCUUGGACUGCCCCCUACUAUGCACUGGAAUGUGAGCCAAAACAAAUUCUCUGCCUUUAAAUUGUGGGUGUCAGGUAUUGUGUCUCCGUGUCCAGAAAGUGACUAAGGCAGAUCUCAAGGGAGGAUGCCUGGAUCCCUUUUUACCAUUCUAAUCUAGCUUUUCACUUAGAGAUCCCACACGACUUAUCCACAUGGGCACAACUGGAUCCUAGACUUCCCAUAGUGCAAAUCCUCCCACUGCUCCAAAGCCAGUUCCUCUACAAGUUCCUGACAGUACCCUUAGGGCCAAGGUGGCUGUUGAUGGAGGCCUUUUCCCAGUCUCUGCUUCCCUCCACUGACCCAGUUUUCUGAAAUUGCCUGAGACUUAUGUAUCAACUGGCAGCAGAGUUGGAGGAAAUAAUAUAAACUUGAGUGUGAUUAAUACAGUUUUUUAUUUGAAGUAAUUUGCUGUCAAGAAGUAGUCAAACAACUAUUGUCUUCUUUGGAAGUCCUGUAAUGUUUACAAUGCCUAAGUUUUAUUGGUCUUGUUCUCUACUGUUUUGUCCAACUUUAUAAUAUCUAAUGAGAUAGACAAUUCUUUUUAAGGAAACAAGGGACAAUGUUGAUAACCAUUGUUGAUAAACUUGUACUCUGUUCUACACCAUGUGCUAUGUCUAUCCUUGGUAUUGACUGACAGCUUUGUUUUGCCAUAUUUGACUGUAUUCUUCCCCCCCCCAAAGAAAGUAAUAAGCACUAAGGAGUAAUAAAAUCCAAGAUGUGUAAAUUUUGUUGUAAAAAAGAGAGGGAAAAAAAAAAAGAAAAAGAGCUCUAACGGAUAUAACAGCAAGUGUGUUUGGGGGUGUUAAAUAGCUGACUUUAUCAAUGUUUUUGGAACAUUGAACACAGCUGUUUGCAGUCUCCCUGUUUGAAUGUCCACCUUGUGUUCUUUGAUACUGUGAUUUGAGGAACUAUUUUCAAGAAGAUAGUGUGUAAUCUACUAGCAGGUGAUUUCUUACUGUUAUGUUUUUUUUGUUUUGUUUUGUUUUGUUUGUAGUUCUGUAUUGCGUGUACCCUUACGCCGCUUUGGUUUGUUUUGUGUUUUUCUCUUUUUCCUCUUAAAUAAAAAAAAAAAAAAAAGUAGUCAAACAAGUGGA